This is a messenger RNA of Oppia nitens, 2675 nucleotides long. RefSeq lists its product as uncharacterized. The transcript has a single exon. The record is from RefSeq and is a predicted model, not a curated record. Gene Ontology annotation, molecular function: protein serine/threonine phosphatase activity; calcium ion binding. Gene Ontology annotation, cellular component: nucleus; cytoplasm. Lineage: Eukaryota; Metazoa; Arthropoda; Arachnida; Sarcoptiformes; Oppiidae. Bases 21 to 2588 code for a protein of 855 amino acids.
UAUAUUUUAAAUAAAAAUCAAUGGACUCAGAAAUCAAUGUCAAACAACUAUCUUUAGUAGAGGCGAAACUUCAUGGCUCAAGACUGUCACCGGUGACCACCACCAGUACUAGUAGUCCGGCCGAUGACGACAUCAUAUACGAUGUGUGCGCUUAUGUUAUUCACUGUCCAAAACACCAGAAGAUAGCGGUGGCCGAAGAAUCUCAAACCCAAUAUGUUUGGCUGCCGUUUGUUUGUCUGCCUUCUGGCCGAGUCUGGAACGACAGCGCCCGCGACGGUGUCAUCAGUGUACUGGCCAACUAUGAUAACAAUUUGUACAAUGAUUUGCAAAACAAACCGGUGAUUGAUCGGAGCUGUUGUGUCCAAAUGUUUCGGCUACAGCUGCCUCAGACACAAAGUUUUCAAACACGACUAAUCUAUUACAUCAAAUUGUCAGCCAAUGCUGACCAAUACUACAAGUGCUGUACAAAUAAUGGUAACCGAAUUCGAUGGCUAACAGUGGCCGAGGCCAGCGACAAAAAGCUGCCAAAUCUGUGGGGGCCAGAGGUGUGGCAAUUUGUUGACACUGUUGUCGUCAAAGCUUUGACUGAUUUACAGAUCGUUGAGCACAGUCUGGACGCCGCCUUUGCUUAUGUACCGAGAGAUCCGCCGCGAAAUCAUGAGGAAGAUAUGCUUAAGUCAACCAACUAUUCAGAGAAAGACGUCGAACGGCUUUUCUCUGACUAUAUGGAGCACUGCUUUCCAUCUUUUUAUAUGACUAUCGUUUCAUUCAAAGACUAUAUGUGUAAAUACGGUUUUGAACGACAAGACAAACGUUUGGACCUAUUGUUUCGGGCAUUUAAUUAUCAUCGAAACGAUUAUCUCACGUUUCACGAGUUUUUGUUGGGUUUAACAUCAAUGGAUCCGAUGGCCAAAAAUGGUCAGACUCGGAUCAAAUUCAUUUUUACUUACUAUGAUUYAGAUGGCGACGGAUAUCUAAGUAGGGAUGAGUUCCAGGCAAUGGUCGCUGAUAUUUAUCCAAAAGAGAGUGCCGCGACUAUCGACACAAAAGUCUCAGAAAGUAUGACAACAAUUGGCCAGAAAAUUAAAGGUAUCUAUUUUGAUGACUUUUACCGAGCGGUUGGCGCCCACAUGUUUCGCGGAACUCAUGCUCUGUGUCGAUCUAAUCGGCCUAUUGUUCAGCAAAUAUCUCGAUCAAUGGUCUCGCGAACACUUAGCCGACAGUCAGUUAAGAUGAGUUUGGCGUCAAUGCUUCGGCACUGCAAAUACAAAGGUGUUUGUCUGUCGUGUCGCGAAAAAACCUACGAAUAUGCCAUACAUAUAGUACUGUUGAAUAAAGACGGUCAGUGUAUUGGUGCCCAAAAAUUACCUGAAGUUGAUUCAGUUUUGACCAACAAUUUUGAUGAGACAAUGACAAAAUCUGAUGACAAAAAUAUGUUAAAAAAGUCAAACAAAGUCAAUGGCCAGUCGUCGUCGUCGGAGAAACAAUUACCACGAAUUCCGAGCAAUUCCUGUAUAAUAGGUCUAACGAGUGACAAAUUUUCCAUUGAUUACGUCUGGAAUCCUCAAUCKGUGGCCAACUAUUUCAUACAACAGAUACACGUGUUUAAUGGCAUGAAAGGUACGCACAAAGAUGGCAAAGGAUUACUUUAUGACCCGAAAGAAAGAAAACAAUUUAUCAAAUUAUUGGAAAAGUUGUGCUCUCAGGUCGAGAAAAUAGUGGCCAAUGAGGACAGGUGUGUGCAAACCAAUUCGCCGGCGUUUAUCAUUGGCGACAUUCACGGCAAUCUCGAAGAUCUGUUGACAAUGGAAAAGGUUUUGUGGAAAAAUUUGCCUCUAAUUACAGCCAAUUAUAUAUUUCUCGGUGAUUAUGUCGACAGAGGACAGUGGGGCGUCGAGUGCGCCAUUUAUAUCAUGUGUAUGAAACUGUUGGCCCCCAAUAAAGUGGUUAUGUUGCGCGGUAACCAUGAGAUACGCCGUAUUCAGAAAAACUAUACCUACUAUAAGGAGUGUCUCAACAAAUACGGCGAUAAGUUGGGCCUCAAAGUGUUUGAGAUGACAAACAGGGUUUUCGAUAGAUUGCCMUUUUGUGCCGUAGUAGACGAUGCCAUAUAUUGCGCUCACGGAGGCAUACCGUACGACACACAACGCAUUGACGACAUCAACAAACAGCCUAAAGAAUUGCCAGAUCCGGACAAUGAGUCGUCGAUAUGCUGGCAAGUGAUGUGGUCAGACCCGUGCUCGCACCAGAUGUACACCGAAACGGCCGAUCUGUUGGACAUUAAGCCGGAGAAGGCCAAAGGUUUUCUGCCAAACGUCAAACGUAGUACUGGUUAUCUGUUUGCCGAAGAAGCUAUCAAUCAGUUUCUCCAGAAAAACGGUUUAACACAUGUAGUCCGGGCUCACGAAGUGCCAGAAAAAGGUUUUACAUUUCAUUUUGGCAACAAAUGUACGACAAUUUUCUCGAGUUCACACUAUUGCGGUACCGAUAACGAGGCCGCUGUCGUCCAUUUAACCGAUGAAAAGCUCCGUAUUGUACGUCUGGAUACMGUCAACAACGCGCCGGCCUGUGGUGAUGAUGACGACUGAUUGACUAAUUGAGUGAUUGAUAGACGACGACAACGACAGCCAACUCCCAAUUGAAACUAAUUUUCAAUAAUGUUAUUUCAUUUUUAA